GAAACCAAGCAGAGACAAAGGCAUAAAGCGCUGACACUCACUUCGCACGGCAAUCUUACUGUUCCAGCGCGGCGAUCCAGUAUUUUUUUGUAGAAAACUACAUGUGCGAAAGCGCCUCGCGAUCAACGCUAACUUCGUUCGCGCGACCAUGCCACAGUUUCAUCAAUCUGAACACCUUUACAGGUCUGCGAAGUGCAAAAAUUUUACUUUUUUCGACGUGCUUUUUUGGGACCGUAUUUUUGAUCUUUUCCUGGUAUUGACGCUCGACUUUUCUCGCGUCUCAACAAUGCUCAUCGUGUAUCAGAAAUGAUAAUCAACCAUGAUUUGAGGAUAGUUUUCCUCCUCCCCGCACGCAUCCUGAUGGCGUUAGUGCUUUUGCCUGAUCACAUCUACCAGCUGCCGGUCGCCGUUCCGGCAAGGCUCCCGCCACUGCCGCCAAGCACGAGGGCAACCGUUGUACCAAUUGACCGCGAAACAGAUUGCGGCGCGUUUAGAGGUUCCAAAAGUUGUCCUCUCGUGCUGGCAUCUACACACAGCACCAGAAGUUGUUCCUCGAGCAGUAGCUCGAUUGCCCACUAUCCGAGCACCGCGACGAGCCUGCCGCCAAGUUUGUCCCCAACAUCUCCAUCACCCGCAAACGUCGAGCCGACGUAUGCUGAGCUUGAAGAAGAAGAAUCUCCACAGGAACUGCAGCGCGCAGCGAGCGUGCUAUCCGAGAUCAAUGGUAUCGGGAAGAGAACAGCUGCCCGAAGGUUUUCAUCUCGUGCUCCCGAAGUGCUAUCUUCAGUCCGUGGCCAGAGAUCCGCCGUCGGUUAUGGAACAAUGCAGCGGUCGAGCUCUACCCUGAACGGACGAAUCUUUUGCGAACCCCCGCAACCGCCACCGCAGCUUGGGAUGCGCCGUACCCGAUCGCAAAUGCUCGCCGACCGGGUGAGCGACAGUUACCUCGUCGACGCGGCUUACCGGGGCCUGUUGUGGCUCGUAAUGCCAAACCGUCCGCGGGCACCGACGCCCACUACCGUUGUAGCGGUGUCGGGUCCAAGGCGUAGCGCGAGCUCUGCGCAGACCGUGCCGCCCGUAUUCGGAAGCGUGGAGGAAGAAGAAGAAAAAGAAAGAGGCGUAGAAGAAUACACGACGGAAGCUGAGAUUCAUGAUGAAGAGGAGAUGAUAGCUUCUGCGACACAGAGAUUGCUUGCUAGCACUUCGAGUGGGAGUGACCAUGCCCGGUGCUGCAGGUCUCAAAAUUUCUCGGGUGCAGCGACGAGCAGUUCUUCUACAAGAAGCAAUGACAAACACAGCUCUUGUGCUACUUUUUCAAGAACUACCAGCGGUACCAGACGUGAGCCUGCGAAACCGCGCAGGCACAAUUCAGCCAGUAGUAGCACAGACGUGUGGCGGGAGACGAGUUGUUGUGUAGAUUACGAAGAAGAAGAAGUGUGA
Molecule: messenger RNA, 1440 nt
Organism: Amoebophrya sp. A120
Lineage: Eukaryota; Dinophyceae; Syndiniales; Amoebophryaceae
Source: the annotation of a GenBank genome assembly